Messenger RNA from Lactuca sativa (garden lettuce), 1188 nucleotides. Its product is annotated as putative glutathione S-transferase. Gene Ontology annotation, molecular function: glutathione transferase activity. The record is from RefSeq and is a predicted model, not a curated record. NCBI's taxonomy places the organism in Eukaryota, Viridiplantae, Streptophyta, Magnoliopsida, Asterales, Asteraceae. Gene Ontology annotation, biological process: glutathione metabolic process. Gene Ontology annotation, cellular component: cytoplasm.
AGAACAACUUAUCUUUCAUGAUGUACAAGUUUUUUCAGCGUAUUUCUCAGUAAUUGCUCUGAAACUGAUUAUGCUAUAUUCAAUGGCCAACAGCUCCGGUCUCGGGCUAGUAUUUAUAUGGAUCGUUCAUCGAAACAUUUAACAAUCCAGCCAUCUCCAAAUUGAACCUGAAAGUAGCUAGGUGUUUUGCUGUUUCAAUUUUCAAUCAGAUUAUCGGAAAAUGGGGGAUGAAGUGAAGUUGUAUGGCGCUGGAGGAAGUCCGUUCGUUUGCAGAGUGAAAUUCGCUUUGAAGAUGAAGGGAAUCAAGUACGAAAACUUCGAAGAAGAUAUCUCCAACAUGAGUGCCGACGUUUUGAAGUAUAAUCCUGUUCAUAAGAAAGUACCGGUGCUGCUGCAUAACGGAAAUCCGAUCGCAGAGUCUCUUGUGAUCGUGGAGUACAUCGAUGAUGUCUGGAAAGAGGUUCCGAUUUUGCCUCAGGAUCCUUAUGAGAGGUCUGUUGCUCGAUUUUGGGCCAAAUUCAUUGAUGAUAAGUGCAACCCUGCAGCAUUCAAGGUUUUUGGCAGCAAUGGAGAUGAGCAGGUUAUUGCGGAAGCUUGUGAGCAACUGCAAAUGCUAGAAAAUGAACUCAAAGUCAAAGGUACGAAGUUUUUUGGAGGUGACAACAUUAACCUGGUUGAUAUUGCUGCUGAUUUCAUAGCCUAUUGGCUUGGAACAAUCGAAGAAGUAACCGAAAUAACGUUUUUCACAAAAGACAAGUUUCCAAAACUCACCGAAUGGGCUGAUGAGUUUGUCAACUGUCAAGUUGUGAAAGAAAUCUUACCUCCAAGAGAACUCCUGCUUGAAUUUUUCAAGAAACGAUAUGGUAAGGCAUAAUGAUAUAUGUAGCCGUUAUAUACUGUAUAAAUCUUGUUGCUUUGUUAGAAUUUUAUGUGUUUAACAUCCAUUGACGUUGGAAGAAGCUUGCCUUUGUGCUUAACGAAGUUGAAGUGUCUGUAACAUCCAUGGUUGUUGCAAUGAGCAGCUCUUAUGUCUGUUGUCGUUUUGUAAUAUGUAGUUUGCACACUUUUUUUUUUCGAUGUUGAGUGUGAGUCUUUCUUAUGUUGUGAUAUGGAAAAUAUAUCGAUGGAGGGUUGCUACAAAAAUAUUUUUCUAUUCAGUUACUACAAAAAUAUUGUUCUAUUCAGUCA